UAUAGCCCGGGCCUGGGACAAGGGCGUGAGCGAGCGGUUGGUGGGCGCGGCCGUCGCGAAGUGGCUGCCGGGGCGUCAAGAUGGCGGAAGCCCUGACAGCUCAGGAGCACCUGGCUGUGGAGGAGUUCCUGAGUGAGGUGCGUCUCAGAGAGCAGCCUCACAGCGCCGGGCUCGUGUCCCGGCCCACAGCCGUCAAGUUUCUUAUGGCCCGCAAGUUUGACGUCUCUCGUGCCAUCGACCUCCUCCAAGCGUACAAGAACACAAGACUCAAAGAGGGGAUCAUCAAUAUCAAUCCAGACGAGGAGCCCCUCCGCUCUGAGCUGCUCGAUGGAAAAUUCACAGUCCUGCCUGGGCGUGACGCAAAUGGUGCCGCCCUGGCUCUUUUCACAGCUCGUCUCCAUCGGCCAGACGUAACCACGCACAAAGCGGUGCUGCAGGCCAUCAUCUAUCAGCUGGAUAAAGCCAUAGAGAGUGUUCAAACCCAGAGAGAGGGACUCAUAUUUAUCUAUGACAUGACCAACUCCAGCUAUGGGAAUUUUGACUACGAGCUCUGUGUGAAGAUCCUCAAUCUGCUCAAGGGGGCGUUUCCUGCUCGUCUAAAGUGCGUCUUCAUCGUAUCAUCGCCUCUUUGGUUCCGAGCACCGUUUGCGGUGCUCCGCCUCUUUGUGCGGGAAAAACUGAGAGAACGGGUUUGCACCGUGAAGGCUUCAGAGCUGGCCACUCAUAUCCCAGUCUCCUCCCUCCCGGAAAACCUCGGCGGGACCUCGCAGUGCAGCCACGUGGCCUGGAUCCAGUCCUGUGUCAACGCAAACACAGUCGAGGGGGACACGCAAGCACAUGACCCCCACGACUGCGUGGGAAGCCUCCUGCGCUCUUACAGCCAGGACUGUGGCGACCCGAGCAGCGGUGCUACACUGUCACACACCCAUUCGAAUACGCAGCUGGGCUCAGAGCUCGCCGCGGCGAACUCUAAUUGCUACGGCGAUAACAACGCCAACCCACACAACCCCUGCGGUGAUGAGGAAGGCAGGACUGGAGGACGUCCUCAGCACAGCCCUGCAGCCAACAGGCUACAGGGGAACCACAAACACUGGAACGGAUCGGCUGUGAGCGGAACCAACAUGAGCCCGAAUUCUAACAUGAACGGUCGUGGCCACCAAGCACCGCCCCAGUCAGACACGCCGCCUGACACCCCCCUCUCUCACAAAGGCGACGACGACGCAGCACGCGGCACAACCACAGACUAUGAACAUAGACAUCUAAAUGAGGAUAUAAAGGAGGUGGAUGAGGAAGGCGAGGGAGAUGAGGGAGUCCCGCCGUUGCCCCAAAAAUCUUUGCCUCGACCACCACACCAGCCCACCUCACAGUCACCACCCCUGGCCUCGUCUUGGGAUCCCGAUGAGGACUGCUGCAUGGAGGAGUCCAUUCACGUGCCCGAACAAGGGGGAAUGGCGGUGCGGGAGCUGGUGGAGCACGUAAAGAGGAAGAAGAAGAGAGGGAUCUAUCAGGAAUAUGAAGAGAUCCGCAAGGAGCCUCCAGCAGGCACCUUUGACUACUCCAAGAAACUGUCCAAUCAGCUGAAGAACCGGUACAGCGAUGUUCUCUGCCUCGACCAGUCCAGAGUUCGUCUCUGCGAGCUCAGUGACAACGAGGACGAGACCUCGGAUUACAUCAAUGCCAGUUUCAUGGACGGCUACAAGAGGAGAAAGGCGUACAUCGCUACUCAGGGUCCUUUGCCCAAAACAUUUGGAGACUUUUGGCGCAUGGUGUGGGAGCAGAUGGUUCUUAUUAUUGUAAUGACAACCAGAGUAGUGGAGCGAGGGCGUGACAAGUGCGGUCAGUACUGGCCGAUGGAGGAAGGCAGAACCGAGCAGCACGGAUGUUUCCUGGUCAGGAACACACGCAUCCAGGUGUUCCAGGACUUCAAACUCUCCCAUUUGGAACUCUACAAUACUCAAUCUGGGGAGAGACGAGACGUCUGCCACUACCUUUAUGUCAGCUGGCCAGACUUCGGGGUGCCCAAAAGUGCGUCCGCCAUGUUGGACUUUCGCGAGCAUGUACUUCAGAGGCAGGACGCCGCCGUCCAGAGUCUGGGCUCCGGUUGGAACGGGGAUCCGGGGGGCCCUCCUGUGGUGGUACACUGCAGUGCGGGCAUCGGCCGUACAGGCACCUUCUGCACACUGGACAUCUGCCUGUCCCGGCUGGAGGACAUCGGCACAGUGGACGUGCGUCAGACAGUGCGGCGCAUGCGCACGCAGAGGGCCUUCAGCAUCCAGACCUGGGACCAAUACUACUUCUGCUACACCGCCGUCAUCGAGUACGCCAUGCGCCGGGGCAAGCUGAGCCCGGUGCAGUGGUCCGACUCGGACAUAGAGACGGACAGCGAGUGAGUGACGCGUCCCAAACGACGUGGUCCGACCUAAGCCAUUAGCGCGGGCGUCGUGUUUUUGCUCCGGAUGCUGCGAUACUUGCUCGUCCCUCACGCCAACUCAGAGAGAGACAGACAAAGUGCUUCCUGGGAGUGGAAAUACAGGAAGUGGAGAGUGCGCGCUGCAUCUGUGAUCAAUUCCUGCCAAUUUCAGAGUCAAAGCGCAGGGGAGCUGGGCCCGACCUGCACUUGUCUUCUUGACAAGAACCUUGUAGCAUUUUUCUAUUGACUUGCACAUGAGGAGUGGCAAACCUGAAGCCGCCACGACCCUCAUCCAGGUUCCUCUCCGCAUCCUUCUCAGCCUCAAAACUAUUCCUCCACGUCUCAGAUCGUCUGGAUUUCUAUUGGAUUAUUUGAUUUUCGCCCCGUGUUUUUCCUUCAUAUGUAGACUAGACUUCGCAAAGCCAAAGUCAUCCCCUCCAAUGGUUGGAUGUAGUCCUUACUCAGACUGAAACAUGUAUAUUCUUGUAACGUACAGUCCGUUUAUACAUCGUUGUGCAGAAUAACCUCUUGGAAGAAGUGCAGAAAUGCCUUGUUUAAUAUUUUAGGCUGUAAGAAAAAGAGUUGUAUCGGAAGUGAUCUCAUGCCAAGUCUGACAUCUUUACUCUUCGUUCAUUUCACAUCAUUUGGCCUAGAAGUGUUUCUCCUCUUUCUGCAUUGAGACAUUUUGCCUCAGAUAAUUGUGCCUUCAAAUUUUUCUUGUUUAAUGUUGCAGUACAACAGGUAUCUAACCGGCCAUUGGUCACGGUUUACCUGACACAUGAAACGUGACAAAUUAGGGGGUGGAUACCUUUUGCCUUCAGUGCUGCCGCUUAGAAGUAAUGGGACAUACAGUAGGAAGGGGAUUCAUAUGGCCUUGUUUGUCACGGUUUACCUGACACAUGAAACGUGACAAAUUAGGGGGUGGAUACCUUGUGCCUUCAAUGCUGUCGCUUAAAAAUAAAAGGAUAUACAGUAGGAA
Messenger RNA from Nerophis lumbriciformis (worm pipefish), 3389 nucleotides. It is a transcript of the gene ptpn9b, whose product is annotated as protein tyrosine phosphatase non-receptor type 9b. The record is from RefSeq and is a predicted model, not a curated record. Gene Ontology annotation, biological process: protein dephosphorylation. Gene Ontology annotation, molecular function: protein tyrosine phosphatase activity. Lineage: Eukaryota; Metazoa; Chordata; Actinopteri; Syngnathiformes; Syngnathidae.